This is a messenger RNA of Octopus sinensis (East Asian common octopus), 1221 nucleotides long. RefSeq lists its product as uncharacterized. Bases 106 to 684 code for a protein of 192 amino acids. NCBI's taxonomy places the organism in Eukaryota, Metazoa, Mollusca, Cephalopoda, Octopoda, Octopodidae. The transcript is spliced from 4 exons. The record is from RefSeq and is a predicted model, not a curated record.
GACUCAGCUGUGUGGACAUGCGCAGUGGUCUAUAUCUCAUGUUAAGCGUAGUCGUCGCUUGCUGGAAGGGAGUUCUGUCAACAUCUGAUUGUUCUCCCAACAACCAUGAGGACUGGUGUUGAUUUGGAUAGCCAUUUCGAAAAUCUUGAUAUGACAUUAAGUUGCUGUCGCAAACGACCUCGGAAUCUUGAGGAUGAAUUUGAUGAAAGUAUUCCGAUAUCUAAAAGAAUAAAUAGCCUCUAUAUUGAGGGAAGACCUGAUUGCUCUCAUGAGUCAACACCAAGCCCUGACCCUCCUGUAGCUGAGAACAAUCACCCAGAUCAAAAUUAUAAGCUUUGGCAGCAGCAACAAUUCCAUCAUCUACCUCCACAAGUAGACUGUUUAAACAACACUCAAUCAAAACUCUAUUCAGAAGCCUCUGGAUCCUCUGCUAAUAUGUCUGCAGCAAUAGCCAACCACCCUCACCCUUAUAACCCACAACAGCAAACUCCUAACUCCUUUUUGGACACAAGGCAUACUGCUGAUCAUACAGUCAUAAAAAAAUAUGAGCCUGAACUUGAUGAAUCAUCUAAUCCAUUUUAUUAUCGUAUAAAUGAAGUUUUAUUUAAGGCCCAUGCUGCUCGAAUUGGGCGCUUAACAAAAACAUCACCUUCAGACAGUAGCCAUUUUUCUUUUAGCAGAUAAUUUUUUUUAACAUAUUAAAAAAAUUAUUUUUUCUAAUUAAGCAUUUCUGCUCUCUGUAAAUAGAUAUUUUCUCCCAUGUUUAUUUAAUGUAUACUUCCUUCAUAAGGUAUGCUUUUAAUAGAUUUCAACUGGUGAGUUCCUUUCAUAUAUAGUCAAUGUUACCAUUUACUUGGCUGAAUAAUUAUUUAGAACUAUUUACAUAUAUCUAAUUAAUAUAUGGAUGAUCUUCAUUAACCUCAUUAGUGUAUCAACUAACUUUCUUAACUAUUUGGAUUUUGUUCUUUUUCAUCAUCACUUGACAACGUUUUAAAUAUAUUAAAAUGGUAAUGAUGGGAAACUAGGUAAAUGUAUUUUAUUUAAAAUUAAAAGAAAUCUGUUAGAUGUCUAAACUCAUCAGGAUUUUAUCAUGAAUAAAAACAACUUGUUGAAUUUUCCUUGUUUGGUCAUGACAACUCAGAUACAAAAACUUCAGAAAAUUAUUUUUAUUGAAGUUUGUAAUAAAAAAAAAAUUGUGUGUGUGAAUGUGUAUAUAUCUUU